Messenger RNA from Spinacia oleracea (spinach), 3940 nucleotides. Its product is annotated as protein CTR9 homolog. Bases 229 to 3507 code for a protein of 1092 amino acids. The transcript is spliced from 24 exons. Gene Ontology annotation, cellular component: Cdc73/Paf1 complex. Gene Ontology annotation, molecular function: RNA polymerase II complex binding. Gene Ontology annotation, biological process: transcription elongation by RNA polymerase II; regulation of DNA-templated transcription. Lineage: Eukaryota; Viridiplantae; Streptophyta; Magnoliopsida; Caryophyllales; Amaranthaceae. The record is from RefSeq and is a predicted model, not a curated record.
UAUGGAUGAUUUUGUCGCUCGUGACCAGCGGCCUAGACAACCUCGGGAAAACUAACCUCUUCUAGAAUCUAGAGUUCUAGUUCUCGCGCGGAGGGCACCAAAUCACCACUGUUAAGCUCAGCUCUCCAACUCUUCCUUCUCUGCGGAGUCGAUAAAAUUGGAGAGGAGAGAGAGAAAGAUUUGAUGAACUAGGGUUUCGAUUUCUGAAGCAAUCAUACCAAUUCAUUAAUGGCGUCCGUAUACAUUCCAGUCCAGAACUCCGAGGAGGAAGUUCGAGUUUCUCUCGAUCAAUUGCCUCGCGAUGCCACUGACAUUCUUGAUAUCCUUAAGGCCGAACAAGCUCCACUCGACCUCUGGCUCGUCAUUGCGAGGGAGUACUUUAAGCAAGGGAAGGUUGAGCAAUUUUGUCAAAUUUUGGAAGAAGGUUCAAGCCCAGAAAUCGAUGAGUAUUAUGCUGAUGUGAAGUAUGAAAGGAUUGCCAUUCUAAAUGCGUUGGGCGCUUAUUAUAGCUAUAUCGGAAAAAUAGAGACGGGUGCUAAGGAGAAGGAUAACUAUUUUGCUAAAGCAACUCAGUACUACAAUAGGGCGUCAAGAAUUGACAUGCAUGAAUCUUCUACUUGGGUUGGCAAAGGUCAGCUUUUACUUGCUAAGGGUGAUGUAGAGCAAGCAUAUAAUACAUUCAAGAUUGUACUUGAUGGUGAUCCCGAUAAUGUUCCUGCUCUUCUCGGACAGGCAUCUGUGCAGUUUAAUCGUGCACGUUAUUCCGAAUCCUUGGAAUUGUACAAGAGAGCCUUGAGAGUGUAUCCUGAUUGUCCUGGAGCUGUCAGACUAGGCAUAGGUUUAUGUCGAUACAAGUUGGGUCACUUUGAAAGGGCCCGCCAGGCUUUUGAGCGUGUAUUGCAGUUAGAUCCAGAAAAUGUUGAAGCUCUUGUGGCUCUUGGGGUUAUGGAUUUGCAUGCAAAUGAUGCUACUGGAAUUAGAAGGGGAAUGGAAAGAAUGCUGGUUGCAUUUGAGAUAUAUCCAUAUAAUGCAUUGUCAUUGAAUUAUCUGGCGAAUCACUUCUUUUUCACUGGUCAACAUUUUUUAGUGGAGCAAUUGACAGAAACUGCCUUGGCUGUUACAAAUCAUGGACCAACUAAGGCCCACUCGUACUACAACUUGGCCCGAUCUUAUCACAGCAAGGGAGAUUAUGAAAAAGCAGGGCGAUACUACAUGGCCUCUGUUAAGGAAAGCAGCAAGCCUCAGGAAUUUGUGUUGCCAUAUUAUGGUUUGGGCCAAGUACAGCUCAAACUGGGAGACUACAGAAGUUCCCUUGCCAACUUUGAAAAGGUUUUAGAAGUCUAUCCUGAGAACUGCGAAACACUGAAGUCGCUUGGCCACAUUUAUGCUUUGCUUCACCAGACAGACAAAGCUUUGGAGGUUUUAAGGAAAGUUACUAGAAUCGAUCCACGUGAUGCUCAGGCGUUUUUAGAUCUGGGCGAAAUUUUGAUCUCAUCUGAUACCGGAGCCGCUCUAGAAGCCUACAGAACUGCGCGCAUUCUUCUAAGGAAAGUGGGGGAAGAUGUACCAAUAGAUCUUCUCAACAACAUUGGGGUUAUUCAUUUUGAGAGAGGAGAAUUUGAGCUUGCAGAGCAAACUUUCAAGGAUGCUCUGGGUAGUGGUGUAUGGCUUUCACUGAUCAAUGGGAAAGAAAACAAUUAUGUUGUGGAUGCGGUCACAGCUUUGCUUCAGUACAAGGACGUGAAUAUAUUUCAUCGUCUCGAGGAAGAAGGCGGCAAUGUGGAUCUACUACCAUGGAGCAAAGUUUCAACAAUCUUUAACCUGGCCCGGUUACUCGAAGAGUCGCAUAAAAUUCUAAGCGCAAUUUUAUUGUAUCGCUUGAUUUUAUACAAGUAUCCAGAGUAUGUAGAUGCUCUUCUAAGACUUGCUUCCAUAGCAAAGGCCCGCAGCAACAUUCAGUUGAGCAUUGAAUUGGUUGGUGAAGCACUAAAGGUCAAUGAUAAGUGUCCCGGUGCUCUUGCUAUUCUAGGAUGCUUGGAACUGAAGAAUGAUGAAUGGGUUAAGGCUAAGGAGACUUUCCGAGCGGCUAGUGAGGCUGCUGAUGGAAAAGAUUUUUACGCAUCUGUUUGUCUGGGAAAUUGGAACUACUUUGCGGCACUCGUAAGUGAGUUGAAGAAACAGGUCAAACACAUUCCCGUCCAUCUGGAGAAAGCAAAGGACAUUUACUCAAAUGUCUUGAAGAAGUGCCCUGCUAAUCUGUAUGCUGCCAACGGACUGGGAAUGAUUCUAGCAGAGAAGGGGCAAUUUGAUGUUUCCAAAGAAAUAUUUACACAGGUCCAAGAAGCUGGGAGUGGAACAAUUUUCUCUCAGAUUCCAGAUGUUUGGAUAAAUUUGGCACAUGUGUACUUUGCUCAAGGGAAUUAUACACUUGCUGUAAAGAUGUAUCAGAAUUGCUUGCGGAAAUUUUACUACAAUACAGAGAGUCAACUUUUUCUGUAUCUAGCCCGGACUCAUUAUGAAGCUGAACAGUGGCAGGAUAGCAAGCGGACGCUACUCAGAGCCAUUCGUUUGUCACCUUCGAAUUAUACACUUAGAUUUAAUCUUGGUGUUGUGAUGCAAAAGUUUUCAGCAUCCUUGCUGAAUAAGGAAAAGAGAUCUGCUGAUGAGAUGCGCACAACAGUUUCGGAGCUGGAGAUUGCUAUUAGUGUGUUUGGGCAGCUCGCUGUGGGUUUUAAUCAGAAUAUUCAUGGAAUUGAUGAGAAGAAGAUUGAGACACAUGUUAGCUAUUGCAAGCACUUGCUGGAUGUUGCAAAAGUUUAUAGGGAGGCUGCUGAACUCGAGGAGCAGCAGAGCCGGCAGAGGCUAGAGCUUGCUCGUCAAGUCACAUUAGCUGAGGAAGCCCGCCGUAAGGCUGAAGAACAGCAGAGACUUCAGAUGGAAAAGAGAAAACAAGAAGAAGAACUGAAACGAGUUAAGGAAAUGGAAGAGCGUUUUGAACGUGUCAAGGAGCAACUGAAGAGCAGCAGUCAACCAUCCAAGCGGAAGGAAAGAGCUCAAAGUGAAGAUGAGGAUGGUGAGCAUAGUGAGAAGAAGAGGAGGAAAGGGGGAAAGAAGAAGAGGAAGGACAAGCACGAGAAAUCACAUUAUGAGACCGAGGAAGUCGAAGCUGACAGAGGGGAGUUUCAAGAAGAUAUGGAUGAACAACACAAUGAUUACGAGGAACCCACUAAUCAGCUCAAUACAGUGUAUGAUGAUGAGGAGGAAGACAUGGCUCAAGAUCCCCGUGCUGCAGCUGGGCUUGAAGAUUCAGAUGUAGAGGAUGAAAUGGGUGCACCUACAACUGCAAGUCGGCGGAAGCAGACUUGGGAAUCUGAUGAAGAUGAACCCGUAUAUAGGCCCGAAGAUUCAAGCUCAUUAAGAGAGAACAAUGCUCACCAACAGGAGACUGGAACCGUAAGAGAUGAUGAAAACGUAAAUAAUGUCGAGGCUGAUGAUGAUAUCGAUUGAUUUUUGAACGAACGCAAGCCUCCCAAAUGGUAUUGGUGGCGUGCAAAGGUUUCUUCGGGCCAGAUAGCGGGUGGCCCGUGAGGCCUCGAGUGCAAAUUAAGUUGCACUUCCAGUAAAGUUCGUACCGAUUUUCGGGGCGGGCUGGCGGGUGCAUGUACCCUUAGAUUUUGUAUAAAAUUUGUCUUAGUUUUUUUUUUCUUUUUUUGUAGGUGUUAGGUUAUUCAUACAAGAUUGGAGUUGUUUAAGAUUCUGGUGCCCAAUCUGUUUUUGUACAUUUCUUUUUCUGGGAAGUCCUUGGUCAAUUUUUUUUUUUCUGUAUCAAGCUGUUCUAAUUUACUUACUUUCUGGUGGAUAUUGUAGAAUACACUUCAGUUGGCUAGCAAUUGUUAUUGUUAUUUAUUUAUUUAUUAAUUAUUAUUAUUAUUAUUAUGUA